AUAUAUUUAAAUAAUAAUAAUAAUAUGAAAUAUUAUAUUAAUUCUCCAUUGGAGCAAUUUGAGAUUAGAGAUUUAUUAGGUUUAACAUCACCAAUAAUAGAUUUUAGUUUUAUUAAUAUUACUAAUUUUGGUUUAUAUCUUAUAAUUCUUUUAUUAGUAAUUUUACUAAUGAAUUUAAUAACUAAUAAUUAUAAUAAAUUAGUAGGUUCUAAUUGAUAUUUAAGUCAAGAAAUAAUUUAUGAUACUAUUAUAAAUAUAGUUAAGACACAGAUUGGUGGUAAAGUAUGAGGUUAUUAUUUUCCAUUAGUUUAUACAUUUUUUAUUCUUAUUUUUACUAUAAAUUUAAUUAGUAUAAUUCCUUAUUCAUUUGCUAUAACUUCACAUGUAGUAUUUGUAGUAUCAAUAAGUAUAAUUAUUUGAUUAGGUCUAACUAUUAUUGGUUUUUAUACUCAUGGUUUAAAAUUCUUUGGUUUAUUUUUACCACUAGGUACACCAUUAAUUUUAGUACCAUUAUUAGUAUCAAUUGAAUUAUUAUCAUAUUUUGCUAGACUUAUUUCAUUAGGUUUAAGAUUAUCAGCUAAUAUUAUAGCUGGUCAUUUAUUAAUUGUUAUUUUAGGUGGUUUAUUAUUUAAUUUAAUAGCUAUAAAUAUUUUAACAUUUUUAUUAGGUUUCUUACCAAUGAUUGCUAUUUUAGGUAUUGUAUGUUUAGAAUUUGCUAUUCUUAUUAUUCAAGCUUAUGUAUGAUGUAUUUUAAUAUCAUCAUAUUUAAAAGAUCUAAUUUAUUUACAUUAA
This is a messenger RNA of Eremothecium gossypii ATCC 10895, 792 nucleotides long. NCBI's taxonomy places the organism in Eukaryota, Fungi, Ascomycota, Saccharomycetes, Saccharomycetales, Saccharomycetaceae. The record is from the annotation of a RefSeq genome assembly.